GAGGCCACAGGUUCACCACCUGUGCUCCUACAGACUGCUGAAUUGUCAAGUUUUACAAUGUGAAACGGAUUGUUUUUCUCUCUCUCAUAUCCCGUGGUCUCCAGGAGGUCCUGUUAUGUCAUCGCAGUGGAAUGCUGAAGAAUGCCAACAACAAUCCAAAACCCUUUGAAAAAUAUUUACAACUAACAAACAUAAAAUCAGGGCGAAAGUUUUGUAUGGCCAUUUAGCUGGGGACAAGAUGAGAGGUCGAAGAGUACAGUUCUCUGGACAAGUGUGUUGCUUCCUGGUUGUUUCCUUUACUUCCAUCCAAGGCUAUUUGUCUACGUGACAUAUUCUUUUGGCAGUUUCCAAGUCUGGAAGGAUGUUAGGGGGAUUGCUGCUUGCAUCUGCCUGGGUUGCUGUUGCAUAUCCUGAGCUUUGCAAACCAGAUACAGAGAAUGCUUUCAAAGUGCGGAUUAGUAUCAAAAGAGCUCUAGGAGAUAAUGCAUACACUUGGGAUGCUAAUGAAGAAUACCUAUUUAAAGCAAUGGUGGCGUUUGCCAUGAGAAGAUAUUUCAGCCAAGAAACCACCCAAAUUUCCAACGUAUUGCUCUGCAACGUAACAGAUCGGGUAUCAUUUUGGUUUGUGGUCACAGAUUCAUCCACAAAUGCAACAACUAUUCCUAGGAGUGAUGUGGAAGCUGCCAUAAGGAAGAACAAAAACCGAAUCAACAGUGCCUUUUUACUGAAUGAUGAUGCGCUGCAGUUUCUGGAAAUCUCGUCCACUUUAGCACCACCAGUUGAAGGCUCUAUGCCGACGUGGCUGAUUGUGUUUGGUGUUGUCCUUUGUAUCAUUAUGGUUGGAAUUGCUUACCUUAUAAUAUCCGGAAUCCAUCAACGCAAAAGACGUAAUAAGGCACCUGAAGAAAUAGAAGGUUUGGAAGAUAAAUGUGAAGCAACCGUAACAAUAGAAAAUGGAAUUCCGUGCGAUAGCUUGGAUUUAAAAGCUGGCCGUAUUAAUGGAGUCUAUGCAGCAGCAGAUGACGAGCGCUUCACACCCUUAUGAACUGUCUCGGUUUCUCUCGUGCCCUUCCUUGGGACUCUGACCUCAUUUUAUCUAGCAGUUAAGGAUGAUUAUCGAAGAACAAGAAGAGAACAAAAAUUGUGUACUUUGCCUUGUUUUCAUUCUGCGAUUCCUUUUAUAAGCGUGUUCAUACAUACACACCCAAAUUCAGUUCUCUUCGAAAGGUUCAUGGAAAGAGCAAAUCUAACUCCCCAUGCUUAGCGUUCUUUGGACCUAUCAGAGAUUUGAGGACAAAGGCCAUUUCGCAGCAGGAACAGUAUUAGUAGGGACAGAUGGAUCACUCCGUUCCUGCUCCCUAUAACUUUUGCAUAUUUAAUUCAUAAACUUGUUCCGUCCCGCAUUCAAUUAAAAGGAAAAAAACAAACCCAAAUGCCUGCUCUUUU
This is a messenger RNA of Lacerta agilis (Sand lizard), 1446 nucleotides long. It is a transcript of the gene CLTRN, whose product is annotated as collectrin, amino acid transport regulator. The record is from RefSeq and is a predicted model, not a curated record. NCBI's taxonomy places the organism in Eukaryota, Metazoa, Chordata, Lepidosauria, Squamata, Lacertidae. The coding region runs from base 362 to 1045 and encodes 227 amino acids. The transcript is spliced from 7 exons.